ACAGUAAAGGCUCGCGAAACCUUAUCGCAACAAUGACGUCACAUCAAAGAGCGCCCAAAACACCCUAGCAUCCGGCCGUGAUUGGCUGAUCAAAGGAGCCGACUGUCGUCUGAUUGGCCGAGAGCAGAGAACUACUGUAAACGACCGCGGACAACAACAAUAUCCGAUCCGUAAUGAGCUCAUACACACUGUAGUGAGAAUAGCCGGACUGAGAAUUAGGCACGGUACUGCUUGCUGCGAGACGACAAUCACUUCGACUAAAUGUCACGAAAAACUGGAUAUUUUUUCCAUUAUUUUUGGCCGACGAUGUUUUCAGAUGAGCAUGACACAACCUUAGAAAUAUGAAACUUAUAUAAAGUAGCAAUUACAGUUAUUGUUGUUGUUUGGGUGUGUCGCAUGCCAUGAGGCAAUCAACAUAUAUUGAGAAGAGGAAAAGCAACACGUAAUCGUACUGAAGAUAAGAAGAAAUAGCAUCUAGUGCCAUUGACAACUCCGUUCCGGAGAGGCAAACACAUUCAUAUCUUUUGUCCUGGAAUUCGUCCAGAUUUACAGCUCUUACAAUGGAUAAAACAUUGAAUGACCAUCAAGAUGAUUCCAACACAUUGAAUGAAAAAAAGAAAGGAAGAGAAGAGACAAUCAAUACCCAUGGACAGCAUCAGGAUCAAACCUCGCCAAACAUUUCUCCUCUAGGGCGUGUGCGGCUCUAUUCUGAGUCUCAGGUGUAUACGGUCAGCCGCUGGCAGGAAGCAGAGCCCCAGGAUGGAACAUCAGCGGAGGAGAACGGAGGAACGGGAGAUGGACUUCCAUUCAGAAGUCGUUCUCAAUCUGCUCCUGCUGCACUGUGGAAAGCAAAGAAGUACGGACGGCAGCUGAAGAGAAUGAGCGAUGAAUUUGACACAUGGCUCGACCAAGGAGAGGUCAAAAGAGUGAACAGUCAGAAACAGACCUACCGAGGAUGGUUCUCGUUCCUCUGGAGUCCCAAAGAAGAGGAGGGCAGAGAAUGAAGUAGCCAUGCUUUAAGAAUGCUUUACACACCAUUAUAACAGUUACCAAACAGCUGCUCUCAGAUGAAGGCUGGUCUGAUCACCAUCAUGGCCUUUUUAUAAUUGAUGUGCUCAAACUAGUGCCAAAACGGUCAUCUGAGAGAACGGGAAAAAUGCUGUAUCACAAUUUACCACUGCAAAAACAUGUUUAACUAAAGGUGUUGUCAGUGUUUCUUCAAUUUGACAAUCUUAAAAGGGACAAUCUCCUAAAAUGCUACAAUUUAAUUGACAAUCUAUCAAAAAUGUUUUUUUUUCUGAUUCA
Messenger RNA from Carassius carassius (crucian carp), 1305 nucleotides. Its product is annotated as bcl2-associated agonist of cell death-like. The coding region runs from base 561 to 1004 and encodes 147 amino acids. Lineage: Eukaryota; Metazoa; Chordata; Actinopteri; Cypriniformes; Cyprinidae. The record is from RefSeq and is a predicted model, not a curated record. Gene Ontology annotation, biological process: apoptotic process. Gene Ontology annotation, cellular component: mitochondrion. The transcript has 4 exons.